Messenger RNA from Radiomyces spectabilis, 1387 nucleotides. RefSeq lists its product as uncharacterized. The record is from RefSeq and is a predicted model, not a curated record. The transcript is spliced from 5 exons. NCBI's taxonomy places the organism in Eukaryota, Fungi, Mucoromycota, Mucoromycetes, Mucorales, Radiomycetaceae. Bases 139 to 1026 code for a protein of 295 amino acids.
CGUGGUUUGAUCCGAUAUAUUUUUUCGCAUUUCCAACAAUAAGUCUCUUUCGGCUUUCCUUUUUUUUACCUCUCUCUUUGAAUUCGUAUACUUCUCUUUUUUUUCGGCAAUCCCAAUAUAAUACAAGUCCUCGGAAAUAUGAACAAUCAAUGGAUGUAUCCUGAACCAAAACUACGCACACGAACACUCCAUGCGAAACAUGCCUACGUACGGAAAUGGUGCGGUUGUAUGUCACUUCGAGGUGGAGGUGUCCUUGCUUGUUUCAUCUGGCUUGGUUUAAACUUGUACGGAACAGUGAUGUCGUUUCAAUCCCGAAGCCCAAUUUAUUCUUAUUUGAACCGCAAUGCAUUGAUGAUCCAAGGCACGAUCUGCUUAAUAUUCUGCCUCGUUGCUUUGUUCUCGCUCUUCGCUCUAUUUGUGAAUAAACCAGUUAUCCUACGACUAGGUCAUCGAAUGACAUGGCUCAUUGUACUGGUGUUCUUGGUGGACUUUUUCGUGAAUAUCAUUGUCUUUGGUGUGCAAAGUCAACCAUUCGAUGAUUGGUGUGUUGGAAAGUCUCGUGAUGUGGUGGAUGAACAAGUAUCGACAACUCUGUUCAAUGGCACCCAGUUCCAUUUGUCAUUCACUCCGAGCCAAGCGGGUUCCGAUCUCUACAACUGUCAUAAAUUGUGGCAGGACGAGCUUAAAUUUGCUGUCGUUGUCAUCAUCAUGAUCGCAAUAUGUUACAUUUACUGGGCACUAUGUUUAUGGUCCUACACCCAGAAGCAAAUCGUUGUACUGCAAGAACAGCUUCAAGCGCACACUGCCGCUGCAGCUGGAAUGGCUCCCGGGGUGAUGAUGAACUUAAGGCCUGGUACCACGGCAGCGGAUCGCAAUGGGGAAUCAGAAAAUUACCCUGUGGAAGAUGAUCAAAAGAGUUUGGCACAAUGGACAAGAGAAUUAUUUUCCAGAACACGGACCGCUUUCUCUCGAUCCAAAGGUGUCGAACCCCACACCGAAAAACCAUCUUCAUCCUCAUUGGCAUAAUAUAGAUACUCUCGCUGUUUCCGCUUUUACUAUUCUUAUCCUCUCUUGUUAUUUCUCUCCAUGAAAUGUCGCCAUGACAAUUAGCUCACUUUAUCGUGAUCGUGAAUCAUAACAAAUGAUUUUUUUUCCUCGGUUUCCAUUGACUCUUUUUUUUUUUACUUAUUUGGGUAAUGGUCCAAUUUUUUCCCUUGUUUCUUCUAUUCUUUCUUUUCUCUCGUUCCUAGCCUCCCUUUGCUCUAAUGGCUAUUGAACGCAACGGAUUAAAGUAUGCUUGGUAAGCAACGCAGUAUAAGUUACAAUAUCAUCGAAUGUAUAGACACUGAAUGAAAAUGAUGAUAGUGCUGCCUGUAUACGAGGUCAC